AUGACGGACUGCAAGAGUUACUAUGCAAAGUGGCGGAGAGCCCAGGACGCACAAGUAAACUUUCUGCUGGAGUUACCCCUGGAAGCCCGUCUUUCUGGUGACCUGGACGACCUCCACGACCUUUCUGGUGACCUGGACGACCUCCACGACCUUUCUGGUGACCUGGACGACCUCCACGACCUUUCUGGUGACCUGGACGACCAUCACGACCUUUCUGGUGACCUGGACGACCACCACGACCUUUCUGGUGACCUGGACGACCAUCACGACCUUUCUGGUGACCUGGACGACCAUCACGACCUUUCUGGUGACCUGGACGACCAUCACGACCUUUCUGGUGACCUGGACGACCAUCACGACCUUUCUGGUGACCUGGACGACCUCCACGACCUUCCUGGUGACCUGGAUGACCACCACGACCUUUCUGGUGACCUGGACGACCCCCACGACCUUUCUGGUGACCUGGACGACCAUCACGACCUUUCUGGUGACCUGGACGACCAUCACGACCUUUCUGGUGACCUGGACGACCACCACGACCUUUCUGGUGACCUGGACGACCUCUACGACCUUUCUGGUGACCUGGACGACCUCCACGACCUUCCUGGUGACCUGGACGACCUCCACGACCUUUCUGGUGACCUGGACGACCUCCACGACCUUUCUGGUGACCUGGACGACCAUCACGACCUUUCUCGUGACCUGGACGACCUCCACGACCUUCCUGGUGACCUGGACGACCUCUACGACCUUUCUGGUGACCUGGACGACCUCCACGACCUUUCUGGUGACCUGGACGACCUCCACGACCUUUCUGGUGACCUGGACGACCUCCACGACCUUUCUGGUGACCUGGACGACCCCCAUGACCUUUCUGGUGACCUGGACGACCUCCACGACCUUUCUGGUGACCUGGACGACCUCCACGACCUUCCUGGUGACCUGGACGACCCCCACGACCUUUCUGGUGACCUGGAUGACCCCCACGACCUUUCUGGUGACCUGGACGACCACCACGACCUUUCUGGUGACCUGGACGACCUCCAUGACCUUCCUGGUGACCUGGACGACCUCCACGAACCUUUCUGGUGA
Messenger RNA from Procambarus clarkii (red swamp crayfish), 1092 nucleotides. NCBI's taxonomy places the organism in Eukaryota, Metazoa, Arthropoda, Malacostraca, Decapoda, Cambaridae. The record is from RefSeq and is a predicted model, not a curated record.